Messenger RNA from Sus scrofa (pig), 2611 nucleotides. It is a transcript of the gene CSDC2, whose product is annotated as cold shock domain containing C2. Lineage: Eukaryota; Metazoa; Chordata; Mammalia; Artiodactyla; Suidae. Gene Ontology annotation, biological process: regulation of mRNA stability. Gene Ontology annotation, cellular component: cytoplasm. Gene Ontology annotation, molecular function: mRNA 3'-UTR binding. The record is from RefSeq and is a predicted model, not a curated record.
GAAAAAGAAGCUUUAGGGCCCUGAGAGACGCAGCUAACUCUCGCUCCGCCCGUGCCUGACUCAGGAGGUGCUGGGGGGAGGGGGGCAGAGGAGCCGGGGCCCGCGUCCCUUUAAGCAGGGAGUACAAAUGCCCAUCCCCGUCCCUCCCUCCUGCUUGUCCUGACGUCAGGAGGAAGGCGUGUGUGAGUGAGGGGCCUGAGGUGCCGCAUGCUCUCUCUCUGUCUCUCUCUCUCUCACUCACACACACACACACACACACACACACACAGCGCAUCUCUCAGACCCAUCCCCUGCUCAUCAGCUCCAAGCACCAAAGAGGCAGAGGGCUGACGCGGCUGCAGGAGGCAGUGCCAGGACUUCUGCUGCCAGGGAGAGACGGAGCCUGUGGCUGGUGAGGCUGCCGAGCAGGGCCAGGCCGGGCCCUGCCCGCAAGGACGCCCAAGCCCUUCGCCGGCCCCUGCGCCCGGGAGCCCACCAGGCUCUCCGGCCGGCCCCACCAUGACUUCGGAGCCCACGCCGCCCCCGGUCGUGCCCCCACUCCACUCUCCCAAGUCCCCUGUCUGGCCCACCUUCCCCUUCCACCGGGAGGGCAGCAGGGUCUGGGAGCGAGGCGGUGUCUCAUCUCGCGACCUGCCCAGUCCCCUGCCCACCAAACGGACCAGGACAUACUCAGCGACAGCCCGAGCCUCGGCUGGCCCCGUGUUCAAGGGCGUCUGUAAGCAGUUCUCACGCUCACAGGGCCAUGGCUUCAUCACGCCCGAGAACGGGUCGGAGGACAUCUUCGUGCACGUUUCUGACAUCGAGGGGGAGUACGUGCCAGUGGAAGGCGAUGAGGUGACCUACAAGAUGUGCCCCAUCCCGCCCAAGAACCAGAAGUUCCAAGCCGUGGAGGUGGUGCUCACCCAGCUGGCCCCACACACUCCCCACGAGACGUGGUCCGGCCAGGUCGUGGGCUCCUAGGCCGGGUGGCUCACGGGGCGGCCGGUGCGGGUGGGGGUCGGGGGAGCCACACAGGGUAGCCAGGCAGCGGCCAGCGCCAUGCCCCACCGCCCUGGCUGACCAGUCCCCGGGCGGCCUCGGUGUCUGUCUGUCCAUCUGUGCUUGUGGACAUGUGUGCCUCCCCCCGCACCCUGUGACUGUCGUGUGAGCUGGACCGAGGGGGAGGCCACCAGACCUGCCUUCUCUGCUUAUCCACUGUCUCCCCUCCCCUGUCCCCCCCCAACGCCUGUCCACGUGUCCACGGAGCCUGAGGGGCUGUGCCAGGCCAGGGGCUGGGAUUGCCCAGACAAGCCGCUCCCGCUGCCCCUGCCCCAGGCCUGGCUCGGGGGCCAGACUCUGCUUGUGCUACUCACACCUCCACCCCGGGCUGGGGUCUCCUGCGACCUGGAUCCUUCCCCUCAGAAGCCAAGCCAGUGAGUGCUUUGGGGGAGCCCCCCAGCCUCUUUCGGGGCCCCCUGGCCCCGCUGCCAAGGCCCAGCCUUCCUUCCUGCUCUUCCUCAGCAGCGCCCUGGAGGUGCAGGAGGGAAGGGCCUGAGAGCAGAAGGCAGCUGGGGGGCUCCUGUUUGGCAGGCCGGCCCCUCCUCAGCCUGGCAAUGGCUCUGUGACCCCCAAACUGAUGCUGUGUCCACUACCCUGGGCUGAGCUGGGCCUUGCUGCCUCCAUUCUCCCAAGGAGGCCAGGCUCUGUGGGAUGGGGGGGGCCGUCUCCCCCAGCUUGGCUGGAGCCCUCCCCUUUGCCCUGACUCACAGCCUCCACUGACGUUCUGCCUGUGCCCAGCCAUGACGGCUGAGGACCAGCGAUGGGUGGACACACAUCCCCCCGGGCAGGGGCCCCCAGCCUGGGAGACCAGGUCCCUCUUCCCAAAGCCACAGGACAGAGGCUCCUGCUGGCCCCUAAUGGGCCAGUGGCUGAGGUGUGGUCCCUGUCUUGUCCAUCCCUUAAGCUGCGUGGUGUCCUCCCUUUGGGCCAGGAUGUGACGCGUGCAUUCACUCUUGGCCAGAGGGCUGGCCUGGCCUGGCCUGGGGGGCCAGGAGGGGGGGCCCUGCCUCCAUGCCUCACCUUCCAUCCUGAUGGGGGAGAAAUGAGCCUCAAGGGAGGUCCUGCCAGGGAGUGACCCUUAUGAGACCCAGUCUGAGGAAAACAGGGGUGCAAAGGCACCAGAUGGGGAGGUCAGUGACCGUCCGGGAGGAUCCCCGGCCCUGUGGGUGCCCCAGAGGCCCAGGGUGGGGAGCAGCUGAGGUAUGUAACCCCACCCCUGUCCCCACCAGAGGCAGGAAGGCCAGAGCUGCUUAGCUGGGCUGGCCAGCCCCUAACACUCAGAAUGGCCCAGCCUGUCUGCCACCCCACUUAGAGCCAGGCUACUCCAGCAAGGCCCGAGGCCUCUCCCCUGAGGAACAAGGCCCCCUGGCUUCCUUGGUGGAAGGUUUAUCAGUGCAGGUUAAUUCCAGGUGCCUCCUCCUUUGAGGCACCAACCAGGAAGCAGGCUUUCGUAACAUCAGCCCCCAGGGCCACCCCACGCAUGGCCCCAUAGUGUCAGACCUCCUGGGACCCCCGGCCACCUGGACUCCCCCAUCCUUCCUAACACUGGCAAUAAACCCUCAACUGUGACUCA